CAGAAAGAAUUCUGAAAAUCCUCUCAUCUUCGCUUAUGAACCUAACCUAGCCUCUCUCUCUGCGUCUCGACCUUCUUAUUCCUUCGUGGACCUCCUUUGAUUUGGCCCAGCCCAAUCCGUUGUAAUUAACUUGAUUCCCGUUUCUUUUUUUAUUUCUUCAAAGUUUUGAGGAGUGAAGACUGAAUCAUUAUUUAAAGAGUUGAUUGUUAGAUGUGAUUAUUUGCAGUUGGAGAGUGGAAAGGGACAAACUUAAAAGGCUAUCAUCCUGUAUCCACCAGUUCAUUAGAUCUGUUGGAUCACUUUCCCCUUAACAACAAUAAAUCCUCUGAUACACGGAGUAAAAUGUUCAUAAUAGGAUAUAUGGAUUUACAUGUUGUAAAAUCCAGUUUGAGGAUACAGGACUCUUUUGUUCUCUCUUCCUCUCUUUGAUUUUGCCUGAUACUAAGAUUCUUUACCUUCUCAUAGACGGUGUGACCCAGUUCUUUAGGUGACCAAGUUCUUUAGGCUCCUACAAGGUUACAUGGAGGAUUCAGAGCAAAGGAAGAAAAGGCUGAAAGAAAUGCGCAUGCAAGCUGAUCAAGCUGAAGUUUCUGGUGGUGUUGAAGGUUCCCCAAUGCCCGGUUUUCUCUCAAAUCCCCUGAUUGAAGCUCCUUCAACUAUGCCAUCACAGGAUAGAUCAUAUGCUGCUCCAAGGUUUGACUAUUAUACUGAUCCAAUGAGUGCAUUCUCUUCUAACAAAAGGUACAAUGCCAGUAUCCAGGCUGCACCAGAUAAUUUCCCUCCUUCAAAAUUUGGUGGUUCUCCUGUGGCACAAUAUUCAUCACCACAUCCAGAAUCAACAAAUCCACAGGUGACUCCGCCUCCUAAUCAACUAUCGCCAGCUGCAUAUAGAAACCCAGUCUGGAGUGGACCUAAAGAACCUCCUCACUAUAAUUUUUCAUUCCAUCCGUCAAGUGGUGGUGCUAAUGCAAGUCCUAGAUUUGAACCAUCAGGUGGUCCAUCAUAUAACUCUACACAGGGCAUAGCUCAUCGGCCUAGUUUCAAUCAUAAUAACUAUGCACUGGGAACUGCUCAUAUUCCCAAUUUCAGUCCUAAUAACCCUGCACAGGGCAUAACUCAUCGGCCUAGUUUCAGUCCUAAUAACUAUGCACAGGGCAUAACUCAUCGGCCUAGUUUCAGUCCUAAUAACUAUGCACAGGGCACUGCUUAUAUUCCCAAUUACAGUCCUAAUAAUCCUGCACAAGGCAUAACUAAUCGGCCCAGUUACAGUCCUAAUCCUUCUCCAGGAUACAGGAACAGUCCUAGCCCUGUUCAAGGGCGAGGGAGGGGUUUCUGGCGCAACACUGGAAGCCCUGUUUCAGGACGGGGUAAUUUUCAUGAUUACAGGUCCAAUGAAAACAUAUCUCGUGGUCCAGCUCAAUUUUACAAGAGUUCCAUGGUUGAAGAUCCAUGGAAGCAUUUAGAACCUAUAAUAUGGAAGGCAAAUAGUGGUUCUUUAAAUACGACACAUAUACCUAAGAAUUCAAAACCCUGGAUUUCAAAAUCAACUAGUACAAAAACGGAGGGAUCAUCUGCUGCUCCUGCUUCUGACAAGUUCAGUUCUGAACCAAGCCUUGCUGAGUACUUGGCUGCUGCAUUCAAGGAAGCUGCCAAUGAUGCAGAAAAUGCAUGACGUUUCAUGAAGGGCCCAUCAUGAUGUUACAAUGGGAAAAGAUGGUCCAACCAGUGAAAAACUGAAUAAAUUUGUAGUCAUUUAAUAGAUGAAUGCCGAGGAGUCAGCUGUUUGGCGUUACUGUUUGUACUAAUACACCUAACAUCUUGAAAUUUUUUUAGUGUAGUGUCCGGGUUACUGGCAUGGUCUGAUCAGUAGACCUCCAAUUGUGUACUAUCUGAAAUGCACUGUAAAUGUACUAGAAAAGUAGAAUCUGCAAAACUAUAAUCACCUGUUGAGCGCUGUCAGCAUUUAAUGGUACGCUAGGGUAUUAUGGAAGUGUUUUUCUUAUAUUAAUUAAUAUCACCAUGG
Molecule: messenger RNA, 2023 nt
Organism: Cajanus cajan (pigeon pea)
Lineage: Eukaryota; Viridiplantae; Streptophyta; Magnoliopsida; Fabales; Fabaceae
Source: RefSeq, a predicted model, not a curated record